AUGUCUGAAGCUGAUGACCUCCCAGAGAAACUAAACGACGUUUUUGACAUAGACGUCCACUCGGACCCCAGAGUGCAAUGGUUCAAGGAACGUAUUCUAUCCUUCACCGGCAUACAGGAUGAAGAAGUCUUCUAUAACAUGCUAGAAGAAGGCAACACUAGGCAGAAGCUAGCCAAUUUUAUUCUAUCGCCUAUUCGACCUUACGAUCUAUCGCUUGAUACGCGAGUGUUUUUCAUAUCGAAAAUAAUCGUCGAUAAACUUAUACACGAGGAGAAGGAGUUCACGGAAUGGCGCAUCAUACCUCCGGCGCCCCCGCCGGUUGUACAGCAUAAGAAAGGAAAGAAAGGCAAAAAAGCCAAAGCUGAGGUACCAGCGGAAUCUGACCCAGAGCCGACAGAAGAUGACAAGAAAAGAGAUAAGAGCGGGAAAGCCGCUAAAGGUGGAAAGGGCACGAAAGUUGCAAAGAAAAGUGUGAAGGUCAAAGAUGAAGCGGAAAUCGACACAGUGGCUGCUACAGUGACGGAACCCUUUGACCUGGACAGCUCGAGAGCCUCGGAGUACCCGGAAGACAAGCCGAAAGUCGUCACAGAUGACUCUUUUCCUCUGCCGCCCGAGAAUCUGGACCCAGAGAUUGAUGGGGUGCUCGAGUAUUAUACAGUUGUGCGAUCAGUCCCCCGCAUGGUGCAAUACCCCAAGCUGAUAGCGUCCUUCGGAGCCCUGACUCCGCAGACCGUGGACCGCGACCGCAAGUACAUCUACUUCAUCAGGCAGUGCCAGGACGAGAUCCCGGUGGCUGAAGACGGGUGUACCACCAGGUUGAGGAUGCCAGAGUAUGUCCUGGUGGGGUCGACGUCGGGGAGAAUACUGAUGAGCCUUGGCAUGCAGUUGAAGGAGACAUUCAUAUCGCUAUACGAGAACCAGUCCCGCGAGAUCCUGACGACGGGCAGCGAGGAUGACCAGAUGGGCCUGCAGCGGAACACCUCCACUAGCGGGGAGAAGGUGGCUUCGGAGGUUAACUAUCUCCGUCCCUCUGACUACCGUAGGAUGUCCAACAUAGCGCGGGGGGAGAACGCAGAAAGACGCAUGAGGAAUAUGCGCGCUGUGUCUUCCAAUAUUGGAGAAGCAACUGAAAAGGCUUCAGGAGAACAGAAUGCACCGGCGAUAGAAGAGCCGGUGACGACGACCGGUCCCGUCAAAAGCGGCGGGUCGGCAGCCGAAGUCAUCUUUGACAUCGAGAACCUUGUGGGGAUGGUGGAGUGGACCAUGCAACACAUCGAGGGCGACAUCCAAAUACCGAUGCCGGACAUCAAGGACGUGCUGGGUCUGCCGGACGACGCGGUGAAGGAUCCCAAGCUGGUCGCGCAGCUCGAGGAGGCGGUGAUGAUGUGGCAGACUCAUAUUGACUCCACCAUAUCGGCAUGUCUCGGCAAGACAAAAGAGGGAGAGGGACCGGUAGCAGAGUACAAAUAUUGGAGGGAAAGAGAUGCAGAGAUAUCUCUUCUGGUGGAACAACUGAAGCAGCCGAUGGUGGUGAAAAUACUGUCGUUGUUGAAGUCUGGCUUCAACAACUAUAAAGAGAAACUCAUGGACCAGUACAAUCUCGCCGGCGACAAUUUGAAAUUCCUCUCCACUUUGAUGCGUUUCUUCAGGGUGAUCGAGGACGAUUCCCCGCUGCAGCACGUCCUGGACAUGCUGCCGGAGAUGGUGGAGAGCAUCUACAUGAUGUGGGUGCUGUCGAAGGGCUACCGGACUGAUGACACCAUGGUGCCUCUCCUCGCACGCAUAUCCUGGGCCCUCUGCGACAAGAUGGAGAGAUUCCUUGAUGUUUACAAGCUAUUUGACAACUCAAACGAGGAAGUCCUCGCACUCUGUCAAGCGGGUCAAGCCAUCAUGGUGGUGUGGCACGAGCUGUACCGCAGCACGCGGCGCAACAUCGAGCUGAGCGGCAAGGGCGCGCGGUGGGAGUUCGACCAGCCCCGACUCUUCACCAGGACGGACUAUAUCGGGAACGUGGCUGGGGAUCUGGGGAAGGUUGUGCAGGUCCUUAUAGAUUUCGAGCGCAUCUUCGGCGCGGAGCUCAAGUCCAUCAUCAGCGACCCAACCCAGAUCGACGACGUCCGCAAACGCGUCAAGAACCUCGUCUUCGCCAUCCGUACCGUGGACUUUAGUGUCUUCGUGUUCGACAACAAGGAGAACUGGGACGUCAUCAUGAGUGACUUCUGGAAUGAAGUCAAGCGGCUGGAGGACGAAGCCAAGAACUACAUCAAUCAGAGCUUCGGAAAUCUAAGAUCAUCAGAGGAGGCUCUGGACGUGCUGCUCAAGUUCAUGGACUUCAAAACCCGGGACGCGAUCAAGCAGCAGCUGGCCACCAAGUUCGAGCUGGUCAUGACGCAGUUUAUCAAGGAGAUCACCGCCAUGGAAGAUGCCUUCACGCGUCACCGUAAAAAUCCCCCACUGCUGCGCCAUCAUCCGCCCUCAGCCGGUGCGGUGUACUGGGCCCGGGCGUUCUUCGACAAGAUGAAACAGGCGAUACUGAAGUUUCAGAAGGUUCCAGAGUUGAACGAUUGCGAGCAGAAAAAGGAAGCUUUCGCCCAGUACAAGAGACUGUCCAAGAGUAUCAAGGAGUAUGAGGAGCAGAAGUAUAAGGAGUGGCUGCAGAAAGCCUCGCAGUUUGUCGAUGACAUGAUGAAGAAGAACAUCCUACGUGUGGUCUUCAAGAAAGAGGAAGAUCCCGUUCCAAACUCGGGACGCAGCAUGAAAGCGACAGAAGCUGGUAAGGCUUACCUCGCGAGGCGACGCGGAUCCAACACCUCGUUACGACCCGUGGACAUCGUGAAUAAGGAGAUUGCCGAGAAACGGAGACGAGACAAAGCUCUGAUGCUGAUGCGUAUACCCGGCCAGCACUACGAACACGUGCGCUCGCCGAGCUCAGCCUCACUUCUUGCGAAGGAGGGACUGACGGACGUUACAUGGCGGGAUCUGACCGUACACAAGCUGGUGCAGGAGUACGGGGUGGAGUUUCAGCCAAACUUCGACAAACACAUCUUCCUCGUGAUACGCGAAGCGGAACUCAUGGAAAUAUUAGGAUUCCCAAUACCAUCCAACAUACGUAACGUAGCCAUGCAGAAAGCUCGCCUCUACUACGAACACGAAGCCCUGGACCAGGUGAUCAGCAAAUACCGCGCUAGUGUCGCCUCGCUGAGCCCCUCGGAGACACACCUCAUGAAGAAGCAUCUGCUGGAGAUGGAGAGACACAUACUGCCGGGGCUGACCAGGAUAACCUGGACGGCGUUGGGGAUUAUGGACUAUAUCAGUGAUAUUAGGAAAGGUGAAAACUGUCUUCGCACGGUUUACCAACACCUAAAGAUGAUAGAGAAAGAGAUAGAGUCCCUUCUCUCUCAGCUCGAGCAAUACGAUCUGUUCCCAUGUAUGAAGCCUGAGGAUUACAAGGAUCCUGACUCCGGGGAGGCUGAUGAUACGUGGUUGUAUCCUUGCAAGACCUACUUUGUGGAAGUGGAACUUGAACGACUUCAGCGUGUGGGCAAACUGUCCCGCAGCUACGACCGUAUCAGCCCCAUACUGAUGAAGCUGGAGUACCUCAUCCUCGGCACCAGCACCGGCAAAUCUGACGUCAUGACUGCGUACUACUCGUACUGGGAGAGCAGGAUAUUCAAGACCUUGGUCACGCUAACUUUUGAAAACUUGGAGCAGUUCCAAAUCAUGCUCAGCGAGAAGACUCCCUUGUUUCAAGUGGACGCGAUACUAGUAGCACCGGAUAUCACCAUGAGACCAACAGCCUCAGAGAUCUGCAACAUCCUGGGAUAUGACAUCAAACAGUUUCUGAACAGAUUGACCGCCUUCCCCCGUUGGAUGCGUAACACCUGUCUCCCGUGCCCGCCUCAACGGAUCGCCGAAGCCACCGGAAACGAGUUCUACGUGUUCUCCUACUUUGAGGACGUGCUGAGGGUCGCCUCCAUCAACGACGUUACCAUCCUCAUACAGGAUACCAUCUACCGCUUGACGCAGGAUAUCAACACUUAUAUUCAAAAAUGGCAAAAAUACCAACACCUAUGGGGAUUCGACAAGGCGCUCUCCUGUGAGAAGUUCGUUCAGAAAUACGACCAAAUCGAGAAGUAUGACGAAAAGUUCUUCUUCUUCGAAGAUAUCAUUGCCGAUCUGGAUGGUCAUGUCAAGUUUGUUGACAUUGGAGCUGUCAGAGUCAACUUGAGGCCAAUUAUAAAGCAGGUUCAGGAUCAUGCGCAGGAGUGGAAGAAUACGCUCGGAGAAUGUAUCGUGACGAAGACUAGACUGAAUAUGUAUGAAUUGAAGAAUCAGAUAGAGUCCCUCCACAACACCAUCAACAUGAACAUCAAGGGUCUGGAAGACUUCAAGCUGGUGAUGGCCAGCAUCACCCAGGUCCAGGCGAUGACGGUCACCGCCGAGGUGCGGUACAGGGCCAUGCAGGAGGUCUUCCAUAUGCUGAGGAAACAUGAUAUCAAGGUCACAGACGAAGACAUAACAUUCGCCGGGGCUCUAGAGAAGUCUUGGGGCCGUCUCUAUCAGACAGCGCUAUUCCGAAGUGAGACCCUAGAGCAGACCAAAGAGAAGUUCUCCAAGAUGAAUGUGACAGAAAUUGCAAACUUCCUCAGAGAGCUGGAUGAGUUUGUAGAGAAAUUCGAUGUGGAGGGACCGGCUACUGUUGGUGAUGAUCUGGACAGAGGAGUAGUGCUGAUGGAGGAAUACGGAAAACUGUUUUAUGAAUUCGAAUCGCGCAAGAAAGUGUUGCAAGCCGCGGAGCAGCUUUUUGACAAUGCUUUGGCCGACUUCUCGAACUUCAACCGAGCGAAGGCGGACUAUCAGGCGAUGGAAAAAUUGUACAAGAUAUACAGGGCGCAGAGGAACGCAAGGGAGGCGUGGGCGCGCACGCUGUGGGUGAACCUCAACGCGCAGCAGCUCGUCGACGGUAUUGAACAGUUCUUGAAGGAGUUUAGAAAACUCCCAAAAGCCAUCCGCCUGAUACCGACGGGUGUGACCUUGGAGACGAAGAUGAAGCAGUUCAAGAGCGUGGUGCCGCUGAUGGUGAUGCUGAAGAAUGAGGCCAUGCGCGAGAGACACUGGCAGAAGCUGCAGGCUAAAACUGGUAUCGAGUUCGACAUGUCUCCUGACCGGUUCACGCUGGAGAACAUGUUCGCGAUGGAGCUGCACAAACACCAGGACGUCGCCUUGGAGAUUGUCAAUCACGCCAUAAAGGAGUUGUCCAUCGAGCGGUCCGUCAAGGGAAUCCAGGAGGCGUGGUCGUCGGUCACAUUCAGUGUGACACGACACCGACCGCGCGGGGAAGACCGAGGGUACACGCUCAACCAGUGCGACGAUAUCGUCAUGAAGUUGGAUGAUGAUGCCAUGACGCUGCAGAGCAUGGCCGCUUCACAGUUCAUUGGCCCAUUCCUCUCCGUGGUGCAGACCUGGGAACGGAAGCUGUCCCUCAUCUCAGAGGUGAUAGAGGAGUGGCUGAUGACGCAGCGCAAGUGGCUGUACCUGGAGGGAAUAUUCGUUGGUGGAGACAUCCGGACACAGCUCCCGGAGGAAGCGAAGAAGUUUGAUGAUAUCGACAGGUCGUAUAGAAAGAUAAUGGUAGAUACGGCGAAGAGAUUGAACGUCGUCGACUGCUGCUCCAUCAGCGGCAGGCUUGAUGAGUUCAUACAUUUGGGAAAUGGACUUCAGAAAUGUCAGAAGGGUCUGUAUGAUUACCUGGACACAAAGCGUCGCAUCUUUCCCCGAUUCUUCUUCAUAUCCACGGAUGAGUUGCUGUCUAUACUCGGCAGUGGGGAACCUUCGUGUGUCCAGGAGCAUAUGAUUAAGAUGUUCGAUAAUAUUAAAGCGCUGGAUUUGUACGUCGAUCACACUAACCGACCAGUCGCUGCUAAGAUGAUUUCUGCCGAAGGAGAGAUAAUGGAGUUUCGGUCUGUGGUGUACACGGAGGGUCGCGUGGAGGAGUGGAUGACUUUGGUGCUGGGUGAGAUGAGGGCCACAAACCGCUACCUCACCAAGAAGGCGAUAUUCUACUACGGCAGAAACUGGCGCGUGCCGAGGACGGAAUGGAUACUCCGGUACCAGGGUAUGGUGUGUCUGGCGUCCAACGGCGUGUGGUGGACCGCGGAGACGGAGGAGGCAUUCCUUAGGAUCCAGCAGGGGAACAAGCGGGCCAUGAAGGAGCACCUGCACGAACAGAACCAGCAGCUGGAUGACCUGGUUAUCAAGGUCAGGCAAGAUUUAUCAGCGAACGACCGUCUCAAGUUCCGAACGAUCACCACCAUCGACGUACACGCGCGGGACAUCAUUGAAGGCUUCGUGCGGGACAACGUGACGCAGGCCAGCGAGUUCCAGUGGGAGAGCCAGUUGAGAUUCUACUGGGUGAAGGCGGAUGAUAAUCUGUGGAUCAAACAGUGCACAGGUGUAUUCGAAUACGGCUACGAGUACAUGGGCCUGAACGGUCGGCUGGUGAUCACGCCGCUGACUGACCGCAUCUACCUGACCCUGACUCAGGCUCUGACCAUGCAGCUUGGUGGAGCGCCCGCUGGUCCCGCCGGCACUGGCAAGACGGAGACCACCAAGGAUCUAGCCAAGGCGCUCGGUCUGCUCUGCAUCGUCACCAACUGCGGCGAGGGUAUGGACUUCCGCGCCGUGGGGCAGAUCCUCGCCGGUCUCUGCCAGUGCGGCGCCUGGGGGUGCUUCGACGAGUUCAACAGGAUCGACAUAUCGGUGCUCUCCGUUAUAUCCUCCCAGCUCCAGUGCAUUAGAAGCGCGCUGCUGAUGAGGCUGAAGAGGUUCACGUUUGAAGGUCAAGAGAUAACGAUGGACAGCAAAGUGGGCAUCUUCAUCACGAUGAACCCAGGCUACGCCGGACGCACGGAGCUGCCGGAGUCAGUCAAAGCCCUGUUCAGGCCGGUCGUCUGUAUACUGCCUGACAUGGAGAUGAUCUGCCAGAUCUCAUUGUUCUCUGACGGGUUUCUUACUGCUAAGGUGCUAGCAAAGAAAAUGACGGUCCUGUACAAGGUAGCGCGGGAGCAGCUGUCGAAGCAGUCACACUACGACUGGGGGCUGCGGGCGCUGAUCGCGGUACUGCGGAUGGCGGGGAAACUGCGCCGGGACAGUCCGGAUCUCAGCGAGAUCAUGGUGCUUAUGAGAGCACUCAGAGAUAUUAACCACCCGAAGUUCGUGUUCGAAGACGUGCCACUAUUCCUGGGUCUGAUCAAGGACCUGUUCCCUGGGCUGGAGUGCCCCAGGGUCAGCUACCCGGACUUCCACGCCGCCAUCAUUGCCACUCUGGAGAAGGGGGGCUAUGUGGUCUUGGACAAUCAGGUGGACAAAAUUAUACAGCUGUACGAGACGAUGAUGACCCGGCACUGCUGCAUGCUGGUGGGGCCCACGGGCGGCGGCAAGACUGUGGUACUCCAGACCCUGGUCGACGCGCAAACACACAUGGGUCUGCCUACCAAGCUCACUGUGCUGAACCCGAAGGCGUGCUCGGUCAUAGAGCUGUACGGCGUGCUGGAUCCAGUGACUCGGGACUGGACUGAUGGGCUGUACUCGAAGAUAUUCCGGGAGAUGAACAGACCGGCUGAGAGGGAAGAGCGUCGGUACACUCUCUUUGACGGCGACGUGGACGCCCUCUGGAUAGAGAACAUGAACUCGGUGAUGGACGACAACAGGCUGCUGACGCUGGCCAACGGGGAAAGGAUCCGUCUAGCCCCGUACUGCUCUCUGCUCUUCGAAGUGGGGGACCUGGACUACGCGUCCCCGGCGACGGUGUCUCGCGCCGGCAUGGUGUACGUUGACCCUAAGAAUCUGGGCUACCAGCCGUAUUGGGAGAGGUGGCUGAGGCGUCGCAACAACGAGGAAGAACGGGAACAGCUCCAGGCGCUGUUUGAUCACUACGUGGGUGGCGCCAUCAACUACAUCGUGUACGGGCUGUUCGGGCUGCAGCAGCAGACGCCGCUCAGGACCAUCGUCCCCCAGACGCCGCUCAACCUGGUGAGGCAACUGUGCUCCAUGAUCAGUGGUCUUCUGCCGAAGAGUGAAGCUGAUGGGGAGAUCGAUAAGACAGUUGUAGAAUGCGUCUUCAUGGUGUCGAUGUACAACAGCCUGGGUGCUGCGAUCGUGGACGAGGGUCGGGGGGACUUUGACGCUUUCAUCAAGAAGGCCUGUCCCAUGAUGCUGGUGGAAGACAACACGGAGAAGAAGGCCACCACCAAAUACUUCCCAAUGGGUUUCCCCACGCUAUACGACUACUGCCUGGAGCUGACCACGAAGACGUGGGAGGCGUGGGAGUGGCUGGUGCAGGAGUACCACCACCAACGUGACGAGAGGUUCUCCAGUAUCCUGGUGCCGACGGUGGACACGCUGCGGCUGACGUGGCUGAUACAGAUUAUGGAGAGCGUUGGUAGGCCUGUUUUGCUAGUUGGUGAGACAGGCACCUCCAAGACCGCUAUCAUCACCAACUAUCUACGAGGAUUGCCUGCUGAUAAAUAUAUUGUCCAACAAAUGAACUUCUCGUCCCGCACGUCGUCGAUGGACGUGCAGCGGAACUUGGAGUCGGCGGUGGAGAAGCGCACCAAGGACACCUUCGGCCCGCCCCUGGGCAAGAAGAUGCUCGUGUUCAUUGACGACAUGAACAUGCCUAUUGUGGACACUUACGGCACGCAACAACCCAUCGCCCUCUUGAAGCUGCUGUUCGAGAGGAAAGGCUUCUACGACAGAGACAAAGACCUGAACUGGAAGAACCUCAAGGACAUUGGUUUCCUCGCCGCCAUGGGCAAAGCUGGCGGUGGUAGGAACGACGUGGAUCCCCGCUUCAUAUCGAUGUUCUCGGUGUUCAACCUCCAGUUUCCGUCAGAGGCAACUCUCCGCCACAUCUACGUGUCCAUCCUGGACGGCCACUUCUCCGUCUUCCCGGAGGAGGUCCACGGCAUUGUGGAGAAGCUGGUGCUGAUGACUUUGGACUUGUAUCAGAUCCUGGUGACGGAGCUUCCCCCGACCCCGGCGAAGUUCCACUACAUCUUCAACCUCCGUGACUUGUCCCGGGUGGCGGCGGGGCUCUGCCUCACGCACCCCACGUACUUCGGCGAGAGGAGGGCGGUGGUGAGGUGCUGGAGGAACGAGUUCUCGAGGGUCAUAUGCGAUCGGCUGAUCAGUGCUCAGGACAAUGAGUUGAUGCGGGGUUACAUCCAGGAGCAUGUGGUUAAGUACUUCCCUGAAGAUGAGCCAGUCGUUCUGGAGGAGAUCGUGGUCCCUGAGGAGAUACUUCCGGAGGAGGAGGAAGAUGAAUUCGGAAUAGAAUCUAAGUCAAAAAUGCCUGCAAGCUACGGAGCUGAAGAAUCAGAACCAGUUAUUGAAGAGGAGGAACUAGUUGAAGAAGAGAAGCAGUUAUCGUUGGAAGAAUACGUCCUUCGAGACCCUUUGCUGUUCGGUGACUACCGGAACGCCCUAGAGGAAGAAGAAAUACGCUACUAUGAAGACCUUUUGGACUAUGAAGCCAUUUACUUCCUCUUCCAAGAGAUACUCGACGAAUACCGCGAACGCAAAGGCAAGCUGUCAGUGGUACUAUUCGAGGACUGUUUGGAACACGUGACCCGCAUGCACCGCGUGCUGCGCAUGGACCGCGGCAACUUCAUGAUAGUCGGUGUAGGGGGUUCCGGCAAGAAGUCCAUCUGCAGGCUGGCUGCUUUCGCUGCCGGCUGCGAAGUAUUCGAGAUCGUAAUAACGCGGAACUACACGGAGACGACAUUCAGGGAGGACCUGAAGCGGCUCUACCACCAGCUCGGCGUGGACGGCAAACCCACCGUCUUCCUCUUCAGCGCUGCCCAGAUUGUGGAAGAAGGUUUUCUCGAGUACAUCAACAAUAUCCUUGUGAUCGGCAUGGUGCCGGCAUUGUUCACCGACGACGAGAAGGACGCCAUCAUCAACACCGUGCGAGUUGAGAGUGAGAAGACCAGCUAUGGGGUCACCAAGGACGGCGUGUGGAACUACUUCUGUCAGAAGUGCGCCAACAACCUCCACGUUGUACUGUCUAUGUCGCCCAGCGGGGAGGCGUUACGGAAUAGAUGUCGAAGUUUCCCAGGGCUAGUGAACAACACGACCAUCGACUGGCAGUUCCCAUGGCCGAAGCAGGCGCUGCUCGCUGUUGCCAACGUCUUUCUCACUGAUGUGCAGAAGAUCCCCCCAGAGUUCCUCAGCGUCAUAGUUGAGCACGUGGUGUACGUGCACGCCGGCGCGGCGCAGUACGCCACAGCGUACAUCGUGCGGGCGCGCAGACACAACUACGUCACGCCCAAACACUACAUGGACUAUCUGACGAACUACCUCGCGCUGUUGUACGAGAGGGACGCGCAUAUUGUGGCCCAGUGCGAUCGGCUUAUUGGUGGUCUUGCAAAAAUUGAGGAAGCUAACAUACAACUAGAGGACUUGAAUGCAAAGCUGGAGGAGCAAAAAGUUAUUGUUGCUGAGCAAACAAGUGAAUGCGAACUGCUUUUGAAUGAAAUCUCUACAGCAACCGAAAAGGCCGUAAACAAACAACAAGUGGCAGAAGCGAAGAGUGCUGAAAUAACUGAACAGAGCAAAGUGAUAGCUGACGAGAAAUCGGAGGCUGAGGAAGCGUUGUCAGCGGCACUGCCAGCUUUGGAAGCGGCACGGUUGGCACUGUCUGAUUUGGACAAGAAUGACAUUACAGAGAUCAGGUCUUUUGCUACACCACCAGAAGCUGUACAGGUGGUAUGUGAAUGCGUUGCGAUUCUUCGAGGCGUCAAAGAAAUCAAUUGGAAAGGUGCCAAGGGAAUGAUGGCUGAUCCGAAUUUCCUACGGAACUUGCAAGAGAUGAAUUGUGAUUUGAUCACACAACAACAGGUGAAGGUUGUUAAAGCGCACAUGAAGAAGAGUAAGAAGCUAGAUACAAUGCAACAGAUUAGUACAGCUGGAUACGGUCUCUUGAAGUUUGUGACUGCUGUUCUGGGCUACUGCGCCGUAUACAAAGAAGUAAAACCGAAGAAAGAUAAAGUUGAGGAGCUAGAAAAAGAAUACACAGAGGCAGUUAAUUAUUUGGCUUCUCUGAACAAAGAGAUAGAGAAACUUCAAGCUACGUUGGAUGGCCUGAACAGUAGAUACGAGACGGCAAUGUUGAGACGACAGGAGCUGCAGGAGGAGACGGACCUCAUGAUGAGGAGAUUGGUUGCUGCUGACAAGCUUAUGUCUGGUCUAUCCAGCGAGCAGAAGCGUUGGACGGAAGACCUGGAAGCGCUGCACGUGGAACAAUCUAGACUGAUCGGGAACUGUCUGCUGUCCGCCUCAUUCCUCAGCUACGCGGGACCGUUCUCGUUCGCCUUCCGACAGACCAUGCUUUACGAGGAUUGGAUGGGAGACCUUCUCAACCGGGGAAUACCGCUCACCACCCCGUAUACCGUUGAGAAGAACCUGACGAAUGAAGUGGAAAUUAGCGGAUGGAACUCCCAAGGUCUUCCCCCCGACGAGCUGUCUGUCCAGAACGGGAUCCUGACGACGCGGGCGUCACGGUUCCCGCUUUGCAUCGACCCCCAGACGCAGGCGCUGUCCUGGAUCAAGAAAAAGGAGGCUAAGAAUAAUUUAAAGGUGUUAUCGUUCAACGACCCCCACUUUCUGCGGCACCUCGAGAACGCCAUCAAGUACGGAAUGCCGGUGCUGUUCCAAGAUGUCAACGAAUACAUCGACCCCGUAAUAGACAAUGUGCUUGAGAAGAAUAUCAAAACGGACGCGGGUCGCACGUUUGUGAUGCUGGGCAGCACGGAGGUGGAUUACGAGCCCACCUUCCGCCUAUACCUCACCACCAAGCUGGCCAACCCGCAGUUCGACCCCGCAGUGUAUGCUAAGGCGGUGGUCAUCAACUACACUGUUACUGUUCAGGGCUUAGAAGACCAACUCCUGAGCGUGGUGGUCCGCGGCGAGCGGUCAGACCUUGAGGAGCAGAGAGAGAGCCUCAUCUCGGAGACGGCCGCCAACCGCAGCCUGCUCAGCGCCCUCGAGGACUCCCUACUGCGGGAGCUGGCCACCUCCACGGGCAACAUGCUGGACAAUAGAGACCUGGUGGACACGCUCGAGAAUACGAAGGCGAAGGCUACGGAGGUGAUGGAGAAACUGUCUCUGGCGGAGACGACGACGCGUGACAUCGAGCGGCUCCGCGACGGUUACCGAGCGGUCGCGCGACGCGGCUCCAUACUGUUCUUCGUGCUCGCCGACAUGGCUGUCGUCAACGCCAUGUACCAGUAUUCGCUGACCGCGUACCUCGAUGUAUUCUCGUUCUCCCUACGCAAGGCUAUGCCGAACGUGCUAUUGGCGAAAAGACUGAAAAAUAUUAUUGAUAUGCUCACGAAGAAUGUUUAUGAGUAUGGCUGCACAGGUAUAUUUGAGAAACACAAGCUGCUGUAUUCUUUUCAAAUGGACAUAAAACUUGAACAAAGCGAAGGAAACGUGUCACAGAUGCAAUUGGAUUUCUUCAUCAAAGGAAAUGUUUCACUUGAGAAGUCGCCGCGUGCUAGCCCAGCUACAUGGAUUCCAUCACAGGGUUGGCAAGAUAUAAUAAAACUAAGCGUUGAUUUUCCGGAAAAAUUCAACGAAUUACCCGAUCAUAUCACUCGUAACUUGGAUGCAUGGAAAGAGUGGUACGACAGCGACGCCCCCGAGUCUGGCGACAUCCCCGACAGCUACCGCGACAUCCUCGCGCCGUUUGAGGUGCUGAUGCUGCUGCGGUGCUUCCGCGUGGACCGCGUGUAUCGAGCCAUCACCGACUAUGUUACCGUCACCAUGGGCGAGGAGUACGUCACGCCGCCUGUUGUAAGUCUGGACGCGGUAUACGAGCAGACGACACCGUUCAGUCCGGUGGUGUUCAUCCUGAGCCCGGGGUCUGAUCCCACCGCGGACCUCAUGAAGCUCGCGGACCGCUGCGGCUUCGGCGGGGGGAAGUUCAAGUAUCUGUCGCUCGGACAGGGGCAGGAGGGGGCGGCGUUGGCCCUUCUCGAUGGCGCGAUGUCGCACGGCCAAUGGCUGAUCCUGCAGAACUGCCACCUGCUGCUGCCCUUCCUCCGCGAGCUGGACAAGCGCCUGGAGAUGAUGGAGAAGCCCCACCCCGAGUACCGGCUCUGGCUGACCACGGACCCCACGCCAGCCUUCCCCAUUGGGAUACUGCAGAGGUCGCUUAAAGUGGUAACGGAGCCCCCGAACGGUCUCAAGUUGAAUCUCCGCAACACAUACUUCAAGAUGCGAGCGAGAGCGCUGGACGAGUGCAUUCAUCCGCAGUUCAAAAAAUUAGUCUACGUUCUUGCAUUUUUCCACGCAGUUGUACAGGAACGUCGAAAAUACGGCAAGAUUGGCUGGAACAUUUCGUACGAGUUUAGCGAGUCGGACUUCACUGUAUGUAUGCAGAUCCUGCAGUGUUACCUCGACCGCUGCUACGUCGCGAACGGACCAAUACCGUGGUCCACGCUCAAGUAUCUAUUCGGCGAGGUGAUGUACGGCGGCCGCGUGAUCGACGACUUCGACCGGCGCGUGGUGGGCACCUACAUGGGCGAGUACCUCGGCGACUUCCUGUUCGACACCUUCCAACCGUUCCGCUUCUACGGCGACCGCGAGGCGGAGUAUGUGAUACCGCCGGAAGGGACCAGGGAUGAUUAUAUUGAGUUCAUAGACGGGCUGCCCCUGGCGAAUUCGCCGGAGGUGUUCGGUCUGCACCCCAACGCGGAGAUCGGCUACUACAGCGGCGCCGCACGACAUCUGUGGACGACGCUCGUCGACCUGCAGCCGCAUACUGACGAGUCUGGCGGUUCAAUAAGCCGCGAGGAGUUCAUCGACUCAACCGCCGUGGAGAUCCUGCACCAGCUACCGCCGGCGUUCGAGGUGUGGCGCGUCCGCAAACACUUCGAGAUGGCCGUCACGCCCACUGUCGUGGUACUGCUACAGGAGCUAGAGAGAUUCAACCGCCUGAUCGACAAGAUCCGCAGCACGCUGACGUUACUGCGCAAGGCUCUCGCGGGUGAGAUCGGCCUGGACGCGGUGUUGGACGACGUAGCUUACAGCCUUUACAACGGCCAUUUGCCGGCCUCAUGGAGGCCCCUGGCGCCCGACACGCGCAAGAAUUUGGCAUCGUGGGUAGAUCACUUCCUGGAGAGGACCAGGCAGUACACCGAGUGGGUGACAGUAGAGGAGCCAGUCGUGAUGUGGGUGUCCGGUCUGCACGUGCCGGAGUCCUACCUGGCGGCGCACGUGCAGCUCGCGUGCCGCAACAACGCCUGGCCGCUCGACCGCACCACUUUCUACACGCGAGUGACGCCGCACCGCACGCUCGACGACAUCGAGGAGCGACCCGCCAAUGGUUGUUACAUCCGUGGUCUGCACUUGGAGGGUUGCCGGUGGGACGAGCAGGAGGCCUGUCUCAAGCGCUCCCACCCCAAAGUUCUGGUCACAGAGUUGCCCAUCAUGCAUAUCAUACCGACUGAGACACAUAAGCUGAAAUUGCAAAACACUCUCCGUACACCGGUGUACACGACGUCUGACCGCCGCAACGCUAUGGGAGUGGGGUUAGUGUUUGAGGCGGACCUGGCCACGGCAGACCACCUGAGCCACUGGCUGCUGCAGGGAGUCUGCCUCGUCAUGAAUACGGAUUAGAAGAAAGAAAAAAAGAAAAAAUUAAUACACACAAGACACAACUAAAUCAGCAAAACAAGGGCAAACAAACUAGUAUAGUAAUUUAACAGGUCCAGGGCCCAUACCACCAAAGCGUUUUGAGAUUCAAACAAUCAUACAAAAAUGCCGCGUCCU
This is a messenger RNA of Aricia agestis (brown argus), 14835 nucleotides long. It is a transcript of the gene Dhc98D, whose product is annotated as dynein axonemal heavy chain 10. The record is from RefSeq and is a predicted model, not a curated record. NCBI's taxonomy places the organism in Eukaryota, Metazoa, Arthropoda, Insecta, Lepidoptera, Lycaenidae. Gene Ontology annotation, cellular component: dynein complex. The transcript is spliced from 93 exons. Bases 1 to 14682 code for a protein of 4893 amino acids. Gene Ontology annotation, molecular function: ATP binding; dynein intermediate chain binding; minus-end-directed microtubule motor activity. Gene Ontology annotation, biological process: microtubule-based movement.